Molecule: messenger RNA, 1981 nt
Organism: Phaethon lepturus (White-tailed tropicbird)
Lineage: Eukaryota; Metazoa; Chordata; Aves; Phaethontiformes; Phaethontidae
Gene: DTX3L
Product: deltex 3 like, E3 ubiquitin ligase
Exons: 3
Biological process (GO): protein ubiquitination; Notch signaling pathway
Source: RefSeq, a predicted model, not a curated record
AUAAGAAGAGUGUGGAAUCCCGCACGGAUCACGUCUUGGAAAUUGGUGCCAGAUGCCUGAAGAUAGUCAUCCAGUCGGGAGAAGGGGAUCUGAGCAAGAGCCAGUUUGCGGAGCAGACCCCCUCCAGCUACUCCGUCCCUUCCAGCUCUUCCCCACCUCAGCAGGAGCAGCAGGCAGCCAAAGGCCAUGGAGACAUCGCAAGAGAAGUCAUUACCAAAAAGAUAUUUCUUACAGUAUCUGCAACUUUGAAUACCAAUAUGUUCACUGAACAGCAAAGGGAGAAAAUUACCAUUAUAUGUCCAAAUUUAAAAAGAGAAGGAAAUCCUGAUAUAGAUGGCUCUGAGAAAUUGACAGGAGAUUUUACAGAUAUUGAAAAAGCUUAUCACUACUUUGAGGACAUCCUUGCAGGCAAUGACCCAAACCAUGAUAUUUCACAUUCUGAAAGUAAGAAUGGUUUGAAAGGUGAAAAUGGUCUGAAUACUGAAGAAAUGAAUGAGCUUACAGUUCCGUCAGCUCUCUAUGAAUAUUUCAGUCAUACCUGCAAAGAACAAAUCAACGUACUACAUGAACGUUUCAGAGUACGUAUAAAAAGUAAAGAUAAUUACAAUGGAACCACAUCAAUAUGCUUCACUUCUGAUAAAUGUCCUACAUCAAUACAGGGAGCUAAUGAUUUUUUCAUCAGAAUUUUUCAGAAAAGUGUAGAAGAUCUGAAACAGGAAAAAAUUCCUGUAACAAACAGUUACACAUUAAGUGAAACAAUAAUGAAAUUAAACGCUAAGUUUAGUAAUCUUCUUGCCAAAGAGGAAGGGGAUCAGUUGCUACUCCGUGGUCCAGCAAGUGAGAUUGUAUCUGCCAAAAUAUUUCUAGCAGAGGAAGGUGAGGACAGCCAAGCUGAAAAGAACAUGAAAAUAUCAUCUGAACUGUACAAAUACAGGAAUGGAAUUGAAGUUGAUGCUUCUGUGUUUAAAUUGUUGGAAACAAUAUUAAGCAAAGAAAUUGAAGACAUUAAAGACAAAUUUGAUACAGUAAUAGAAAAGAAAGACAGUUCAUAUGGCCAGAAGAUACUCAUAAUAUUUAGGCCUAGGAUCAAAACUUCUGAUAUGUCCUCACAUGCUACUGAAAGUUUCAUCAAUGCAUUUCAGAAUGCCUCUGCAAUGUUAAGAGAAAACCUCAUCAGUGUGAAGCUUUCAGAAGAUCAGAAGAAAAGGUUAAAUAUGCUACUUAAUGGAAAACAACUGGAAGAUCUGCAUGUAAAACUUAAGAAAAAGGAAGACAAAUUAAUCUUAAGUGGUUUACCAAACCAUCUUCAUGCUGCUGAAAAGCACAUUAUGAACCUUCUUAACAUUGAAGACUCAAUACAAACUAAAAAUAGGACACCACUGUCCUCUGAUCUCAGCUGUCAAGAAGCUACAGGAGCAUCUGAGAAGAAAUACAAUGGCAGGCAAAAAAAGAAUCUUUCUGCUGAAGGACAGUCUAAGGCAAAGACAGAAGAAGACGACAAAGAUGUGUGUCCGAUUUGCAUGGAGAGAAUUAAUAAUAAAGAAAUACUGAGAAAGUGCAAUCAUGCGUUUUGCAAAAGUUGCAUCGACCAGGCCAUGACUUACAAGCAAAUGUGUCCUGUGUGUAAUACCGUCUAUGGAGUCAUGAAAGGAGACCAACCAGAGGGAACAAUGACAACUAGAAUGGUGUCUUCCUCUCUCCCUGGUUAUCCCAAUUGUCAUACUAUUGAGAUUACAUACAGUAUGCACAAUGGUAUUCAAACUAGCAACCAUCCAAACCCAGGGAAACCUUAUUGUGCAACUUCUCGAACAGCUUAUUUACCUGACAAUAAAGAAGGGCGAGAAAUUCUGCAGCUCCUCAGAAGAGCCUUUAGCCAAAAAUUGAUUUUCACAGUGGGGCAGUCACGUACUACUGGUGCACAAGGUGUUAUCACAUGGAAUGAUAUCCACCACAAAACAUCCAUGACUGGAGGACCUACCAA